GUUAGAAGCAAACUUUGUUUUGAAAAUAUUGACCGGAAGCUGACGGAACAACAGCAGGCGCAAACAGGACGGAUGUUAGCGCAAAGCUAAAUGCUAACUGCACUGAGCUCGCUGUUACCGAGCUGCUUUGCUGUAAAAAUUAAAUCCGUUGUUUAAAUGUCUCGACAUUUGAAUUGCUGAUGAAGUUUGUUUUUCAGGCCUCGUGUUUAAGAACACAGACUGACUGUCCUGCUGAGCUUGGUAAGACACCUCUGAACAAUGUUGUUACUUGGUUUCACAAGUUAGAUGCAGCUAGCUAACACAAUUCAAGCUAACAUACAGCAAAAAAGAUCCCACAGCGAAAUUUACGAAGUGACUAGUGAUGGGAGUCUUGGUGUAUGCGAAGAAUUACAAUCACUCUGUGUGUCACCUUGGCUGUAGUCUUCAGCCUACUCAGUCUCUCUGGGUGUGGAAGAUAUAGGCUCUGCCAGUCCUCUGUAGAUGAAGAUGUCCUUAGCCCAACGAGUGCUCCUCUCCUGGAUCUUUGCCCUGAUCUUCCUCAUCAUGCUGGUCCUCAAGCUGGACUCCAAGAUCCAAUGGAACUGGUUCGUCAUAUUCCUUCCUGUCUGGACUUUUGACACCAUCCUCAUCCUGAUGCUGAUAGUGAAGAUGGCAGGGCGCUGCAAGCCUGACUUUGACCCCAGGGAGGGCGAGCAGAGCCUGAAGAGGAGGUUGUGGUACCUGACAGCCCUGCUACUGAAGCUAGCUUUCUGCCUGACAUUGUGCUCCCGUCUGGAGGGGCUCACCCACAUGUGGAUCAGUGUGGUGUGUGUCCCUCUGUGGGUGCUGCUGGUUGGGGCACUGGUGGAGCUGGGACACAGUGUUUUCCAUUACAGGAGAGACUGAAUCAAAGGACUACAUUGUUUUGAACUGCAAUACUGGGAACAAAAUCGUUUUGCACUCAAACAUCUGUAGCUAAAGAUGCAUCAAUCCAAUCUACCGGAUCAGUAUCAGAAACUGACCUUAUUCACAGGACAAUGUAUCAGCAAGACAUGACUGAUUUGUCAGUGACAUAAAAUGGACAGUUUCUUCUGUAAGUUACAGCAGGUUACUGACUCUUGGGCCAAAUGAGUUCUGCAUGGUGUGGUCUACAGGUUUAUAUAUGAGUAAUAAGAACAUUACAUUGUUUUGGCAUUCACAGUACUGCCUUCUGGCUUGUUUUUAGACAGCAACUGAAAAAAGAAAGGGUGAAUUGGUCUAAAGGGUAGUUAGAUUUUUAUUAUUUAUAAGUGUGACUUUCUACUGCCAGGUGAGUCUGGGUUAAAGACAGAGCUAUUGGCAACCUGAAGGAAACACCACAUGCAGUUGUGAUUCAAAAUGUGCAGCCAGUUCCUUGCUACACUAAAUGCUAGUCUACAGUUUGUCUCUUCACUUUAUAUACAGAGAGCACUCUGUGCUGCUGAGGCAUGUACGGUAAUACAUGUUUGUGUCAUCACUGCUGUAAAGUUUAUCACUAGUUAAGCAUGUCUGUAAAGCAGUUAGCAAUUUCACAAUGUCCAUAUGUGAUAGUACACAACUACUGUAUAUGUCAGCACCCAUAUGGGGAUAGGUCAGUUCAGAACUUAAUCUUUAUGGAUUAAAAAUGACCACUGGCCUGUAUAGAAUACUAUUACAUUUGUCACUUACAGUAAGCAAAGUCUCAGUUUUGGCUGUGCUGCUUAGCUUUUGUUUGAAUGCAACAGGCCUUUUUCACAGCAGAUAUUUUGACAGGAAAACCACAGGUGUAAAUAAUAAAAUGAGUGGCGGCUCAACACUGGGCCCCUUAAGCAUAACAGCGAUCAUUAAUAUUAUUAGCAACGCCUGUGCUUUGCCACUACAAAGUGUCUGCUGUAGAAAAACGCCUGUUCCAACGUGACCUGCUGCCAUGAGCAUUUUGACUUGCUUGUUUGUAAGGUAACAUGAUAGACUUAGCACAUUAGCAACAAAGUCAAAGUGGAGCUCAGGCUGAUGUGAAGUUUGGGAAAUCACGUCACAAAAUGAAGUGAUCAAAAGGACAUGUUGGACAUUUGUAGGCACAUAACUUCCCAGUGAGUUACGAUGCUGGACUAACAUUGUCAUUUCUACCUCCGAGCUGCAGAAGUAGCUAAACAGACAUUUGAAACCUUAAUGACAUGAACUCCAGGAGAACCAUUAACACCAAGUCAGUAUUUUGAACCAUUUAUUGAGAGGUUCUGAUCAGAGUAUAAAUCACACUACCAAGUCUUAUCUUAGGAAAUAAGAUGUAUUUACAACAACAUUUUCACAUACAUUAGUUUCAAAUAAAAACAGACAGUAAAUAAUAUAAAUAAGUUCUAUGGAAAAUAAAACUUGUCUUACAAAAAAUAGAUGCAAUUUCUGUAUACAUUUUCUCACAUUGGUGGUAAUAACAUCUAUACUGUACAGUUUUGGUACUUAAGGUAUCAUUUACAGCCCUGUGUGAGUCAAAGUCCAGUCUGAAAACAACUACUUGCUCUGAUUUUGGAGUGUUACAAACAACAAACGCCUCCAACUAAAGCAACAGGGAUGAU
Molecule: messenger RNA, 2546 nt
Organism: Monopterus albus (swamp eel)
Lineage: Eukaryota; Metazoa; Chordata; Actinopteri; Synbranchiformes; Synbranchidae
Gene: tmem60
Product: transmembrane protein 60
Exons: 2
Coding region: 481-885 (134 amino acids)
Source: RefSeq, a predicted model, not a curated record